AUGCCAGCUAAGGCAGCUCAACCAAAAAAGACUCAAAAAGAAGCCGCAAGUUCAUCUAGCGGUGGUAAAGCUAAAAAGAAGAAGUGGUCGAAAGGAAAAGUUCGCGAUAAACUUAACAACAUGGUUUUAUUCGAUAAACCAUCAUAUGACAAAUGUGUCAAAGAUUUACCACAAUAUAAAUUAAUUACACCAGCUAUUGUCUGUGAACGUUUUAAAGUUCGUGGUUCACUCGCUCGUGCUAUCAUUCGUGAACUCGUUCGUAAAGGUCUUGUUCGACCUGUUGUUAAACAUAGUCGACAAGAAAUUUAUACACGAGCAACCAAAGAAGAUGCACCAGGUGAAGCAGAAGCUGGUAAAGAAGGUGGAACUGAAAAGAAGGAAGGUGGUGGUGGCAAAAAAACUGGCAAGAAAGCAGCUAAAGAAGCAGCAGCCGCAGCAGAAACCGCAGCUGAUGACGCUUAA
Adineta steineri is the source of this 462-nucleotide messenger RNA. NCBI's taxonomy places the organism in Eukaryota, Metazoa, Rotifera, Eurotatoria, Adinetida, Adinetidae. The record is from the annotation of a GenBank genome assembly.